Messenger RNA from Symbiodinium sp. CCMP2456, 473 nucleotides. Lineage: Eukaryota; Dinophyceae; Suessiales; Symbiodiniaceae. The record is from the annotation of a GenBank genome assembly.
AGGCCGAUGUAUACCACUGGUCGUCGGGGCGCGGGAACUUCCCGGACUAUGCCGUCUCCAGCGCCUCAGCACCCUUUGACCUUGCGCACAAGCAUGCGUGGAAUUGGUCCCACCCUGAUGGAAGGUUCGCAACGUUGACCUAUGGAACGGCGAUCGACCACAUGCGCAACGUCUACCUCUCCGGUGCGGACGGGGUGCGAAAGUUCGAUAAGCAUGGCAAGCAGCUCUGGGAACACAUCUCCCUACCGGCAGAGAUGAUGGAUGCUCCCUCCCUCUACGACGGCAAGGUGUUUGGCAGCGACACCAAAGGGAAUGUCGUCGCUCUGGACAUGGAGAAGGGCGAGGUGGUUUGGAAGACCCAGGUCGCUGAGGAGAUUGGGCAGGACAACGGCUUCACCAUGGCAAACGAUGGAGUGGUGCUCGCGGCGUGCGACUGGCAUGAGCCUGGGCCACAUGGCGCGGCGAACCACAAG